CACCACACGCACACCUUGCAGACACGGGCGCGCGACCAGCCCUACUGCAGGACCAAACGUUGGAGCUCUAUUACCUGCUUGUCGGCAGCGUCGCUGGGCUCACAAACAAGACGGUUGUUGGCCAUCUUCAAACAACUUGAUCUACGCUGCAAAAGGCACACCCGGGUCCAGGGCAUCGGCUAACGUCAGUCACCACGCGGCGAAGAUGUCGCAGCCGGUCGUUACGAUGCCGCCGCCUCAGCAACAGCAGGGCAAUGAGUGUGCACCGGGCUUUCAGUGCACCCCGCGCCUGACUUUUUGGGUUAUUGCGGCAUCUUCCUGGUUGGUGUGGAUCUUCGCGGUAUCUGCCGCCGCUGAUGACAAGUGGAUCAAGGACAACGGGCAGGGGGAUUGGCUCGCUGCAGGGGAAGACCCCGUCCUCAACUUGUGCGACGGCCUCGACGACGCUGCCGACGACGAUUUACUCGCCACCGACGAAUACAAGGAUUUCGUUUCUAUCUGUGACCUAUACCGGGCCUUCACUGCAAUGCAAAUGUUGGCCACCAUCGUGUGCUCGGUGUCCGUGUUGCUGCUAGCCUUGGCCUUCUUCCGACCGGAGGCAGGAAAGUGCGCCUCGACCAGGACCCUGGCGUUCGUUGGGGGUGCGCUCAUGGCGACAUAUGCCUUGUUUCAGCUCGUGGCGGUGGUGCUGGCUGCCGUGCUUGCGCAGGAGUUCGACAACUUGCCGAAUGACGACGACACGUCGUACUUGAGCGGCUACGAUGGUUUCUACACUUUCUUUGAAGCUGGCUACGAGGCAGAAGUAGGGCCGACUUUCGGUGUGGGGGUGACGGCCUUGAUCCUCGCCGUCAUAAUGACGGUGGUUCUUUGCCUGUGCGCGACGCGCACGGGGGACGGCCCCCUCUACAAGUGCUGCCACAGCCUCAUGCUCGCCAACAAGAGCAACGGCAUCCCCAGCAGUGGUGGUGAAGGUGGCGUAGGCGGGGGCGGCGGGAAAGGAGUUCCUGUUGUCGCUGACCUGCCUGCCUCUGUGGCUGCGGCGAGACCAGGAGCAACCGAGCAGCCGUCGCAGCAGCAACAUUACCAACAGGCACAACCGCAGCGUCAGCCGCCCCCACCGUACGGCAUUUUGCCGUCGGCGGAGGUUUAGCGCGCUAUAUCCAGCGGAAAGCCGUGUGGGGGGCAUAUAGAGUUUGCGGCUUGGUUUAUGACUAUUUGGGCAUGGCUGCCUACUUGGGCAUGGCCGAAGCUUACUGGAUGUAGCCAUCAUGAACGCAACUUUUCGCUCGUUCCUCAACGGUUGUGGAGAAUGGCUGUAGUGUAAGUGCAACUAGCAAGCAUGUAUUUACCUGUGGGGUGGGACCUUGCGUCGUCGUUUCGCACCUGCAGUUGUCAUUUGCUUUUGGGUGAUUAACACAAGGUCUACGGGUGAGGGCAGAGGGCACAGCAGUACGAGGCACCACAUUUAUGCAUUAAUUCUGUACUACAGUAGAUCGCACGGGUGGGUGUAUGUCGUGGGUCCUCCUGUCGCUCAUUUAAUUGGCGACGAUGCACCCAGCGCCUCCCGCCGUGGACAUGGUGUGCAGCUUGCCGCAGAUAUUCUUUUCAGUGUUUUUUCCCCCGCAGGCGAAACACAUGCUGCCUACAUUUCUGGUACCCCGUAAGGGAUGUCUGCUUCAUUUAUCCAGGUUGCAUCCCGAAAAUGAAUGUCCCUCGGAAUACGUGGGAUAAUUUAUGUGUAGCGGAAAGAUGGGAUACCGGAUGCAUCGGAAGGUAGACUUCCGUGGAUGGUGCUUGGUUUUUACCCACGGUUUUGGAGCUUUUUACAUCUAAAGGUUCUGCGACGUGCUGGAGGAUAACAUAUUUUUUACGACCACGACGACUUGCCGGGGGGCUGAUAGGUUGUUCCAGUUUGUGUGCGUUUGUCUACGGAGAACGUCUAUUUGAGGCCAUCCGCCUAUUUAUUCAUCGUCAUUUCGACCCGCACACAAGGGGUGCACACGGUGUCAGUUUGCCCCCCUCUUCUUCUUGGCUGAUGUUCUUUCCUCAGUCUUUGCUGUCUUUCUUCAUGAGUACCAGUACGUUGGCAGCCAUUUGGAGUUCCGUCUGUAGCUUUAGGAUUGGCUUGUGUAGGUGCUUGUUUCGUUGUAUCCGUUUUCCUUUCCGAUACCAAUUUUGUUGAGACAAGUUCGACUCAACGCGUGAACCCGACGGUACAUGAACAGCACCCCGGUGAUAUCCUCUCACGACAUGUACAGGGUACUCAUUGCGUGUGCUUCCU
Molecule: messenger RNA, 2281 nt
Organism: Ectocarpus sp. CCAP 1310/34
Lineage: Eukaryota; Phaeophyceae; Ectocarpales; Ectocarpaceae
Source: the annotation of a GenBank genome assembly